This is a messenger RNA of Pangasianodon hypophthalmus (striped catfish), 4867 nucleotides long. It is a transcript of the gene prr14, whose product is annotated as proline rich 14. The coding region runs from base 214 to 3558 and encodes 1114 amino acids. The record is from RefSeq and is a predicted model, not a curated record. The transcript is spliced from 9 exons. NCBI's taxonomy places the organism in Eukaryota, Metazoa, Chordata, Actinopteri, Siluriformes, Pangasiidae.
AAUGGUUAGGGAGCGUCGGGUGGGUAGAGUGGGUUGAGAGGAGAAAAAAAAAAAAUGGCGAAACUUGGAGCUCCCCUCUGGCGUGAAAAUGUCCCACAUCACGGGUUUGUCGUCGUUUUUUGAGCAGUAAGUCCUAAAAUUCAGUUACGGUGUGCACUCAAAGAAGCCGGAUGUCUUUUUUUUAAUCUUGUAGGUUGAGGCGGUCAGAGGGAUAUGGUUGUGGACAUGCUGACUUCUCCCCAAGAGCAAAUCCCUCCGCGUGUCCCUCCGACGGAGGAAGACGGCCGGAAUUCCGCCACCGCCCUUAGUGCCAACCGCCACAGUGACCAUCAUCCUCACGCUGUCCCUCACGCUUCGGUUUUUCACCGCUCUGAUGAUCCGGGAAGUUCAUCAGCAAGCAGAAGUUUGAACAUGGUCAGGACGAACCCCAGCGAUGGUGCCGACUCUUCAGAACAGCAGCGAAUGAACUCGUCAGAAAGAGACAGCAUGGAAAGCCAUGAAGACACAGACGAGAGUCGACACAGACAGUCCGAAGAUAAAACUGCAAGGUCCUGUAAACGCAAGCUGGAUUUAACGUCGUUAUCUUUAGGGUCACAUGACGCAACUAAAGCCCGGGAUUCUGAGAAAAAAGAUCCUGAAAGCCCUCCACCAGCAAAGAGAUGGGUGAUCGGCCCUCUUUUCCAGUCAUUCAAAUCCAAGAUGGCGAGCUUCACGGAGAUCGUCAUGAGUCCCGUGCGGCUUUUUAAACCCAGCGAUCUUCCAGCUGGGUCAAACAACGAAGCUCCGUCAGUGACUCAUGUGAACAAGGAGGAUGUAGGAACGGACGGCAAAGAUGUAUUUUCAAAAAAAGAGGAGAAAAAGAUUACUCCUGUGACAAAAUUGCCGGUCGUCCAGAGAUUGAAUUUUGACACCAAUUCAAGUGAUGUGGGCGAUUCAGAGCAGAAUAAAGUGACGAUUUCGCAGAGCGGAUCAGAACAACAACAAGACUCGAUCCCAGAGGAUGAUGGGUCUUUUGGGUCUUUAAAUUCUGCAAGCACCAGAAGAUCGACCAGUCAGAUUACAGAAGCGGUCAGGGCUUCAAAUGUUCAGCAAAGCAGCAGGGAAGAAAAACAGAACUGCAAAUCCAUGAAUCCAAAUCCACCCCCACGCACAGGUCUGGUGGACAGUACUGACUCUGUCAGGAGGAGCCUUACAAAAGGUUCUGAAUCUGGGAAAGCAGUACAGGAAUUAAUCGUGUUGUGUGAAGAAAAGGCUUUGGAUGAGUUAACAAAGCACACAGAGCAGGCAGAUAAGAGUAAAAGCCAAGAUCAAGAGCAGCCUUUGCCCAAAAAGUUGAGGCUUCCAACUCCGGCCAUUGGAAAGAAGAAGAAAGGUAGAGGAAUGGAGGGAAGUGAACUAGCGGAAAUGGUGAAAAGGGUGGAAAAAGAAGGCACCAUUGGAACAGACCGAGUGGAAAAAUCUCCAACAGUCACGCAGACCAAGACUUUUCAGAGCUCGAGGCUGGUUCAGACCGGUAAACGGAUGAAGGUUCAGGUCUCAGAUGAGUGUCUUAGCACUUACAAUUCUGGCGAUGUUCAAAUGUCAGACCUAAACUCUUGUAAUUCCUCAGAGAGAGAGAAAAUAGGUCAGAUGCGGGCAUCCAGAAGUAGAAGUAAAAGGGAAAAAGAUGUGAAAUGUACAUUAGUAGCCUUGGAUAUCAUGAGUGCCACCAGUGGUGCCACCAGAAGUGCCUUGAUUGAUCUUAUCAGCACAAAUGUGACAAACGAUUCUACACCAGCAGAAGGUCCUCCAUUGUCAGGAUCCUUGACGUGGGCUAGUUCCCGAACGACAAGACAGCGUAAGAACAACAAAGUGUGCGAAGAGAGGAAAUCUGAUAUCGCAGAAAGCUGCUCUAUUGAUCCGGCAGAGUGUUUAAAGUCAAGCAAUGGAACUUCAGUUUCAAAACUGGUGCGAAGGAACAAUAUCCGUCAAGCAAAGCGCAAAUCAGAGACUUCCGCUACAUCGGCUGCUAAAAAGCCACAAGUUAACAAAAAGAGCUUGAAUACGAGAAGAGUUAAAAGAGCCAUGGAUGCGUUUGAAGAUCAGGGGAUGUCCAUGUCUCUGACGCUGGAGGUCGGAUCAGGAGUGGACGGAGACAAAGAAGCGACCUCUAUCAUGAGCUGUGGAAUAACGACAAGGGGCAGGAAAAUGGGAGGGGACGUGAUGCUAGCGGAUGCUUCCUGUCCAUCCAGAGUGACACCCGAGGACCGCUUUUGUGUAAAAGAUGACAGGUUAACAGACAUGGAUGGUGGAUAUCUUGAGAAAAAGGACAAACGGAGGAGGCGGUGUAUGUAUUCAGAGAGAAGAGAGACAGACGAUGAGCUAGAUCAGGAAGACGACUCAAAACCAGGACAGACGUCAUCAGGUUGUGGCUCAAACCGGCUCAAGCGCAGCCUCUCCUGCCCCGACAUCACCUCGCUGCAGCACGGCCACGACGCCUCUUCAGCUCCCGUCAGCGAAAAAACCCUUUGUCAUCCUUCUCCCCUGAAAAAGGUGCCUCAUUUUAAUGUAAGUGUACCCUCUCCGUUCAAGCGUGCUCGCAGACACACGGUGUGCAGUGUGGAAAUCGAGCGCGAGAUCGCCCCCUUGUGCCUCCGCAAGGAAGUUUAUCCAAAGUGGGGCAGCACUUCCAAUUAUUUGUACCCACGCUCUCCCUCCAAAUCCUUGGCAUCCCUCGUCUCCUGUUUUUUAUCGAGCCCCCAGGCGUUCCUGUCUAAGAAAUCGAGUCGAGGACACAACGAUGACAGCGGAUACGGAGCCAGCAGUAGUGACCUUCGCAAUGUGUCGUCUUCUUCUUCUCUUUCACCACCUUUGCUAAAUUCUCCCGCUUCCUCCAGCGUGAUGAGUGGAUCCGCUUUCUUCGCCGAUGCUCCACACACACCUGAGCAAUCCUCCGUGUCCUCACACUGCAGUGUGUAUGAUGCCAUAUCGAUGGAGGCUGAUGAAGGUGUGGUUCAGCAGGACAGUGAAGAAAACGAGCAAUCCUCAGCUGUAUCAGAGGAGAAAGCUCUGUCUGACUCGGAGAUUAAGACCGACAGCAAGCAAAUGGAACGAAGAAAAGUGUCCUCCAUCCGCAUCCGCAAAACUCUUCCCAAACCACAGUACAAUCUGACUCCGAUGGGUCUUCCCAAAGCCGUCAGGAUAAAGAAGAAAGUUUUUAGCGUGGAGGAAAUCUACACAAACAAGAACUUCUUCAAACCUCCUGAAGGACGCUUAGAGACCAUAUUUGAAGUCCCUCUUAGCCGGCGAGACGGUUCCCAGUCACUGAUUGGUCCGAAACGGGUAAAGCGCUUUGUCGAGUUUCCUGAACUGGGCGUGGUCAGGAAGCCAAGGAAGCCUCUCGUUGGUGGAGCAGGAGGGGGUGGAGCUCAGAGAAAAGCAGCAGGGAAUUCUGGGAUGGGAAGAACCCGCAGAGGCAGAGAAGAAGAAGCACUUCAUUUGCAGGACUUUGAUUCACUCCUGUGCUCAAAACUGAACGAACUGGACCUGUGGAUGGUGACAGAGCAGAUGGUUUACUGAAACCUUCACAGUCUCGCUUUUUCUUUCUGAUUCAAAGCCCAUAGCAUACACAUGCAGAAAUGUACGGUUUCAUACUUGUGUACAGACAGAUGCUUGUACAGUUUUAACAUGAGGUUUGGCUUUGAUGGCCGUGUGCGCUUCUAGAGUUUUCCUGAGGGAUUGAAAAGAGCACUUAACUUCAAGUGAGUGUCUGUCCCAAGCCCUUUUCCAGACUUCAGAAAUGGAUUUAGAGAUGCACUGACUUAAUAACGAAUAGAGCUGUCUCACCAGUGUGGGCUUGAAAUAAUGUGCAGAAAUGAUCCGAUUUGACACUUGUCGCAAUUUAGCAUUUUUGUUGCGUUUAAAUUAAUUUUUUACCGCAGAUAUUGAUUAACUUUAUACAGCACAUAUUAUUAUUAUUAUUAUUAUUAUUAUUAUUAUUAUUAUUAUUAUAUCUCUCACAAGCUCAGCUAUUUCAUACUUUUAAAAGAAACUUGUGACCUAGUCGUGGGGCAGCGAACACAUGACUCACUCGCCAUUCAUGCGGUUAGAGUUGUAAGAACACUGUUGCUAGGCAACAGGGGAAGUGAACUCAUGGCGGUGAGGAGACGUCUGCUUCUGAAGUCAUUAAUGCCACAAGAGUGAGCUGUUUACACGAUGAACACAGCUUCAUUUCAAUUCAUCUGCUCCUCUCAUGAAAUAGUUUCCUUCUAAUGUAUAAAACAAUUCUAAUGAUCAAACUGUAUUUUUUUUGUCGUCAGCAUAAAUUGUUAAACACUCUGUCCAGCAUCUUUGAAUAAGUGUUGGUGCAGAAUCGUUUACAGAAGAUCUUCCUACAAGUGCUUAACGUCCAUCAAGUCAGUGUUAAGAUUACGGCCAAUAUUCAGAGGUCUGGUAUCGAAAAUGGAAAAUAAAUAAAUUGAUGCAUCUGUAGCUUUCGUUAAGUCGUGAGGAUGCCUGACUAGUUCACUUGGUCUCUCAGGGUACCGUGUUGUGUGUGUGUGUGUGUGUGUGUGUGUGUGUGUGUGUGUGUGUGUGUGUGUGUGUGUGUGUGUGUGUGUGUGUGUGUGUGUGUGUGUGUGUGUUUUUGUUUUUUACUUUUUAUUUUUUUUACGUGACCAUGUUGGUUUUGUAUAAAUGCUCUUGUAAAAUAGGAAGAAGGAACACUGUUUAUCGUUUUGUAAUAAUCUGUUACUAGCUUGUCAACAGCCCUGUUGCAAUAUCUUCGUUUUCUCUCAUGCCAUACAAAGACGAAUCACACCGUCCAUCAUGUUGUCAUGUGUUUAUUACUCUUUUUUUAAUGUUAAAUAAUAAAUACAAUCUAUAACUU